CGAGUUCAUUGUGUUAACCAAAAUCAACAACAGCUAAACUGCUGCGCAUUUCACAAUAUUGCUCCCUCACUUCUUCCUCGACCAGCAACAACACAAGUAACAUUAUAACCAAAUCACCCAACACAAAAAAACAGAGAAAAUGAUGGACUCAUUUGAACAACCAGAUUUUUCAGGUUAUAUGAGAAAGAGAGGUGGAUUUAAUACUCUUGCUCACCGUCGUAGAUGGUUUGAAUUGAGAGGUAAACACUUGUACUAUUACAAAAAGAAUACAGAUAAGCGUCCAACAGGUGUCAUUGUCCUGACAAAUGCCAAAGUUGAAAAGGAUGGAAACAAGUCACUCGGAUUGAAAUUGAGUGGUCCAAAUCUUUCACGUGUCUAUGAAUUGAUUUGUGAAUCUGAACUUGAUUAUAAAAAGUGGAUGGAUGAAUUACAAAGAGCUAUUGACUAUAAGCCAAAGAAUGAUAAAAAGGGUUUAGAACAAACCAAGAUGGAAAUGAAAAAUGAUACUUCGAGUAGUACAUUGUUGGUUUCAAGUGGAAAUAGUGCUGAAGCAAAGAAGGUCACUUUGGAUGAUUUUGAAUUGAUUGCCGUCGUUGGUAGAGGCAGUUUCGGAAAAGUUAUGAAAGUUAGAAGAAAGAAUACUACAGAAAUUUUCGCCAUGAAGGUUUUGCGUAAGGAUAUGAUUGUUAAAGAAAACAUGGUUUCUCACACAAAGGCUGAAAAGCAAAUUCUCCAAGAAAUUAACCAUCCAUUCAUUGUCAAAUUGUACUAUGCAUUCCAAACAGAUGAAAAACUCUAUCUAGUUCUUCAAUUCUUGCCAGGUGGUGAAUUGUUCUUCCACUUGAAAGAAGAAACCAAAUUUGACGUUGAACGUGCCAAGUUCUAUGCUGCUCAAAUUGUUUUGGCCAUUGAACACUUGCACAAGAAUGAUAUUAUUUACAGAGAUUUGAAACCAGAAAAUGUUGUUUUGGAUUCAGAUGGUUAUGUUGUCUUGACAGAUUUUGGUUUGGCCAAGACAUCCAUUUCUAAUGCUACUCCAACUUAUACAUUCUGUGGUACUCCUGAAUAUUUGGCUCCAGAAAUCCUCAAGGGACAAGGUCACGCUAAGGCAGUCGAUUGGUGGAGUUUAGGUAUCUUAUUAUACGAAAUGAUGGUUGGUUUGCCACCAUUCUACUCUGAAAACAUCAAUGAAAUGUACGAAUUAAUUUUGAAGGCUCCACUCAAAUUCCCACAAUUCAUUCCACCUGAUGCACAAUCCUUACUGAGAGGUCUCUUGGAAAGAGAAGAAUUCAAACGUUUGGGAGGUGGUCCAACUGAUGCUCAAGAAAUCAAAUCACAUCCAUUCUUCUCAAAUAUUGAUUGGGAACAAUUAUAUCAACGACAAUUGGAACCUCCAUUCAGACCACAACUCAGAGAUGGAGAUGAUAUCAAAUACUUUGAUGAAGAAUUCACAUCUGAACGUGCUGUUGAUUCAUUUGCCGAAGUUAUUGAUAAGGAAGAAAAUCAAAACUUUGACGAUUUUGACUAUUCCAGAAAUUAAUUAUUGUACUAUUCCCUAAACAAUUAUUUAAUGAACAAUACUUGUAUUUUUAUAAAAACAAAGAAUUA
Molecule: messenger RNA, 1608 nt
Organism: Naegleria gruberi
Lineage: Eukaryota; Heterolobosea; Eutetramitea; Acrasida; Naegleriidae
Exons: 4
Coding region: 140-1540 (466 amino acids)
Biological process (GO): protein phosphorylation
Molecular function (GO): protein serine/threonine kinase activity; ATP binding
Source: RefSeq, a predicted model, not a curated record